Molecule: messenger RNA, 1627 nt
Organism: Paramormyrops kingsleyae
Lineage: Eukaryota; Metazoa; Chordata; Actinopteri; Osteoglossiformes; Mormyridae
Source: RefSeq, a predicted model, not a curated record
AAUAUACCCGAAGUAAGGUAAGCAAAUUAUCCACGAGUAAGAUAUCAAUGUUGGUGAGGAAGAGAUAAUUGGAGGAGAGAUGAACGUUCAAAAGAGUGGAGGAUUUAAAAGCUGUGAAGGUAAAAGGAAGCGGACAGCUCCAAAAGUAAAGAAGAUGGACACAGAACAGAGUGAUAGAAUGGUGCCUUCCCAGAAAGAUGUAGCCACUGAGGUAAGAUCUGUGGGUGGAAAGUUCAUCAAAGAGGAAACUAUAGUGAGCACAGAGAAGCAAAAAGCAAAAUACACCACUGUCACCAGCAUGGGAACCCAGACUGAAGAAGGAAACACAAAAGAGGAAGUAGUGGAGGAGAAGGUUUGGAAGAAAGAUGCAAUUAGCUGCAAUUGGGAAACAGGGAAAGACUGCAGAAGAAAGAGGAUGAAAAACAAGGCUGUUGGGCUAGAUGAGAGCAGCAUGGAAUAUGAUGUGACCACUAAGAGAGAAGUGAUGGAUGCAGAGGAGACAGUUAUAAAAGUAAAAAGGGAAAAGACAUCCAAAAGAACGAUGGCAGAAGAAAGUGAGAUUAAUGAGCUGCUCACUGGGGGAAAUGCUUCUGGUCAUAAAACAAGGAAAAGGAAGAAGCAGAGGGCAGACAGAGCCAGCAAGGGGCUGGAGCAUGACACACGUGGAGUGAAAGAGAAUACUAUGGAAAGCAAGGUCAGGGCCAAGGAACGUGGCUUAGGAGGUGCGGAAAAUCCAAGCAGAAGUGCGGAGGACGAGAGGAGGUGCCUGGGGAGGGAGUGGGGAUGGUGCGAAGCGCUCACACCAGUACAGGGGCCCAGAGAGAGAGACGUUAUGGGGAAAAGAGGCAGCGAGGCAGCAGAGGCAGAGUGGGAUGAUGCAGAGCGCUGGAGGCCGAGACGAAGCCAGGAGAACGUGGCAGGAACAGCCGCAGACAGGGCAGAUGAGCGUCUCCUGAAGAAGAGGAAGAAGUGGCCUGAGAGGGGUCUGGUGGAGACCAGAGCAGCAGAGGAGAAAGUGAAAAUGCAUAAAAUCCUUUUAGAGUUGCCAACCUCACAUGCAGAAGUGGUCUUUCUAUCAGAGAAGCUGGGAAACCGGGAUGAAGUUGUCAUUGAUCAGGCCCGACGACUAGCCCUGCAGAGGGAGAUUGACCUAGCAUCCUGCUAGACGUUCCAAGCUAAACGGAACAAAUUCACCCUGGAUCUCUGGGUGUGCCAAACACAUCAGUGCACAAUAAGGACCCUGCGGCGGCAGUCUGGCUCACAGCCAUUAGCAGUAAGAGAGAGAUGUGCUCCAUUGCUGCUGGGAGAUGGUGAGCUGCAGUGUUGAGUAUUCUGGCUCGACCACUGAAGGACCUCCAGUUCUACAAAAAGUUCUACAAAAGCCUAGCUGCUUGUUCUGCCUGACGUUCACUUCUCUCAGACGUGGCCGGUAGCUGAGUGUGAGACCCCCGGAGAAUGUGCUUCUUCCACAGCCCAGCCUAAGCUCCGUGCAUCCUAUUCCUGGUGGAUUUUUAAUAUUUUUAAAAUGGUCAUAAUGGACUUACAGCUCUCUUGUAAAUUCUGACAGAUUCCAGCGGCAAAAAUGUCAAUGUCUACCUGUGAAAGUAAAUCUUUGGUUAUCAAAACA